UCUUUUUUUUUGUUCUUUAUAUAAACAUAUUUUAUCUAUUUAUUUAACAUUUUAAAUAAAUACCCUCAAACCCUCAAACCAAACCCAAUAUUUAUUCUCUUUCAACUCAGCCCCUUACCCUCAAAAUUAAUCAAAAUAUGCCAUCGUCGCUUCAAUUCUACCGCUACACCGCCACUACUCCCACCCCCGCCCUUAAUCCAAAAAACCACAAACAUGGGGUGGCCUCGGAACAGUGCAGCUCCGUCGUGGUUCAAACCAUCGAUGCUCCGGUGGCCGUCGUUUGGUCGUUGGUUCGCCGAUUCGACAACCCACAAACGUACAAGCACUUCUUGAAGAGCUGUCGGGUUGUGGAGGGAGAUGGGGAAACGGUUGGGACGGUGCGUGAGGUGGAGGUGGUGUCAGGUCUGCCAGCGGUGUCGAGUAAAGAACGGUUGGAGAUUCUGGAUGAUGAGAAGCACGUGAUGAGCUUUAGCGUCGUGGGAGGAGACCACAGGUUGAAUAAUUAUCGGUCGGUGACGAGCUUACACGUAGCACCGGGAGGAAGAGGAACGGUGGUUGUGGAGUCGUAUGUGGUGGAUGUGCCGCCGGGAAAUACAAAAGAAGAAACGUGUGUGUUCGUAAAUACGAUCGUGCGGUGCAAUUUACAAUGGUUGGCUCGAGUAUCGGAGAAUAUUGCCAAAGCAAAAAUGAAAAGUAUAUAAGAAAGAACAAAAAAUAUUUACUACUUUAGGCAUUAUAAUGUGAAUAAUAAAACUGCUUCAAAAAUUUUGUUUCUUUUUUCUUUUUUUGGUCGAUGUAAACCGACUUUAUUAACUUACAUUUUUAAUAUUACAUCUUUUCUUUUCUUUUCUUUUCUUUUCUUUUUUUCUCUAAUGGUUGUUAUGAUCUUGAUCAAGUAAAAGCUAUGUAAGUUUCUUUUUGUCUAUUAUUAUAUAUCUAUACAUAUUUGUAGGUAUUGUCA
Cucumis sativus (cucumber) is the source of this 961-nucleotide messenger RNA. RefSeq names its product abscisic acid receptor PYL4. Gene Ontology annotation, biological process: abscisic acid-activated signaling pathway. Gene Ontology annotation, cellular component: cytoplasm; nucleus. The transcript has a single exon. Bases 138 to 701 code for a protein of 187 amino acids. Gene Ontology annotation, molecular function: abscisic acid binding; signaling receptor activity; protein phosphatase inhibitor activity. The record is from RefSeq and is a predicted model, not a curated record. Lineage: Eukaryota; Viridiplantae; Streptophyta; Magnoliopsida; Cucurbitales; Cucurbitaceae.